Diatraea saccharalis (sugarcane borer) is the source of this 2447-nucleotide messenger RNA. NCBI's taxonomy places the organism in Eukaryota, Metazoa, Arthropoda, Insecta, Lepidoptera, Crambidae. The record is from the annotation of a GenBank genome assembly.
AAUGAAAGCACCAAAGAGCGAAAAGCACUGAAAAAGAAAGGGAAGAACGGAGUGAAAAAUAGAUCGUAAAAGUAAUUGCUUGAAUGUUGUGUUUAAUUUUUCUGUAAAAAAAAAGCAUUAUAUCUUGAAUGAGAAGUUCAUGUAUUUUUGGAGCAUAAGCUGUAAAAAUGUGGGACUCGCCGUUCUUGACUUGUUUAUUUCUGUAUAUAUUUUUUUGCCAAAUUAUCGCAACCAAUUCUCGCACUUCUAAUAUUUGGAAACUGAACGUUGAAGAAGAUGUAAUCGUUGAUGGGAAUACUUUACCGCAGGAUGAAUCUGAUAAAAAUAAAAUGAGUGAAGGGGAUUCGGUUUUCAAUAUUAUAACAUCAACAGUUUAUUAUGGAAACAGUUGGAGUAAACAUGGUUUUGACAUGUUUUGCACAGAUUGCCAAAUAUAUGAACAACAGAGAGCUGGCAGUGAAAAUAAUGAUGAGAUAUCACAAACAGAGAUGAAUGGAGAUGCAGAUGAUGAAUAUUUGGAUUGCGGUAAAGCUGUUAACUUUACCUACUAUGAUAACUUAGUCGGUGUGGCACGCCGCCACAGACACCCUAAUGUACCUGAACCCCAGGUGGCUCUUAUAUUUACAAAGAAGAAAUCAUAUAAAAAUGGAGUCACAGAAUUAGACAUAAAUGCAUUGGAGAAAAGAUUAAAGAAAGCAAAAAGGGAGAAACCAAAGUCAGUUCAAUUGUACAAUCAAAUUGGUAAUUUCUGGAGAAUCAAAGGAGAUACACGUCAGUCAAUAGAGUGCUUCAGAAGAGCUCUAGCAGUGUCUCCAUACAAUGCAGAGGUAUUAUUGAAUCUUGCACGGGUGCUGUUCACCUUGCAAUACCUCGACGAUGCGAUCUACCUGACGCGGCGAUCACUUGAAGUUCAGCCACCGGAUCGCAGCGCUUGGCAACAGUACUUCACGCUAGGCGAGAUUUUUAAGGCAUAUGGACAUUACCAGGAAGCGGCAGUACACUUAAGACAUGCACUUGAUUUGAGACCAGACUUCGAACCGGCGUUAGCAGCACUGAAAGAUAUAGAAAAUAUACCGGAGGCCUCUGUGCAUGUCUACACAUUACUAAUUAUUGUUUGUUUGGUGAUGGGAGUAUUAUUGGUGAUCCUAUCGUCAGUGGACAGCGGCAACGAAAUUGAAGAGCACAAGACACAGCGGCAUUUCAACAGGGCAAUGGCGAUGCGUUCCCUCCGCGGCGUAACACUCCCAGGCUCUCGCAGCCGCAAGAAAGGUGGCAACUAAACGCGAGCGAUCAACGUCUGAGUUUCCGAUCUCUGCAAGUACUUUAUUUAUUAUUACAUUCUCCAAUUCAUUUCAUAAAGAUCUUUGUUGACUCUGAUAAACUGACAAAAUAUAAAGUGUUAUAUUAUUAUGUGCCAGGACGUGGGGUAGACAUGUUAUACUGAACAGCUUUUACUAUGGAAGCUAAAACUUAUCCACCACACAGUCUUGAUACAUGAUAUUAAUUUUACACCUUAUAUAAACUAUAUUAUAAUUAAUAGUUUUGUGCACAUUUUUAUUAGCAAUUCGUUGACUGAUCAUAAUAUUCCUUAGUUAUUUAUAACUUUAUUUUUUUUGUUUAAGGACAACUAUUUUUUUUUUAUUUGAAACAAGAAUUUGCAAGAUUUAAAACUCAGGCCCGGGCGAUGUAUGAACAAAAUGUAAAAUUGUCGCUUCAUUAAAUGCAAAUUACGCGUGAUGCCGAUAGAUCUAAAAACGGUUUUUAUGUAUUCGCUAUCGAUGCCUGCGGUAAAGAAUGUAUUGUAGUACUGUUCCUUUUGAUAUUUUUCUUUACAUUUGUGAAUAAUAUGCUCAAACAAGUUAACAUGAUUUUGUUAGUCUGUAACUAGACACGAUGUAGUUAUUGGCUAUAUUUAUCUGUCUUUAAAAACAUUUAUUGUUUCUCUUUCCAACAUAAAUAUUAAAAAGAAUUUAUGUGUAUUUACUUGACUAAUCAAAUUAUAUUACAAUCAGUUAGGAGCCAUACAUUACUUCGUUCAUAUUUAUUUUCACCCCCUCCCCGUCGUUAUUACACUGGCAUAACGACCUCGAGAAUUGAUCGAGAAUAAGAUACCACCGUAGGAUACAUUUCCGACCGACUUCUCGAGUCUCUCGAGCUGGUUAUGCUACUACGUUCGUUAUUGUCAUACUAGAUUAGUAUUAUCUCAGAUAUUUGACAGUUCCGCAAUUAAUUUCUCAUUUAAAUAUUUAACUAAAAACAUUUUGACGUAAUAAAAAGCUUUAUUGAAUGUAGUUCAAAAAUAGAUGUUACACAUCCACCCCUUGUCCCAGUCACACUCCCUCUUUACGUGUGGCGUAAUCUAUGGAUGAUGAUUAAAAAAAAAAAUAUAUACCUACUUGUUAGCUUGUUGAGUUAAAUAUAUUGUGUUGUGAAUAAUUGAUUAUACU